Molecule: messenger RNA, 555 nt
Organism: Paramormyrops kingsleyae
Lineage: Eukaryota; Metazoa; Chordata; Actinopteri; Osteoglossiformes; Mormyridae
Product: histidine ammonia-lyase
Molecular function (GO): catalytic activity
Source: RefSeq, a predicted model, not a curated record
CCAGAGCAGACCCAGAUGCUGCUGGUUUUAAAGAUCAACAUGCUGGCCAGGGGCCACAGUGGCAUCUCUACGGACACCAUCCAGAAGAUGAUAGAGGCCUUCAGUGCAUCCUGCCUCCCCAGUGUCCCAGAGAAGGUCACUGUGGGGGGUAGUGGAGAUCUCGCUCCCCUGGCCCACCUAACCCUGGGGCUGAUGGGAAAAGGAAUGAUGUGGUCCCCCAAGAGUGCCUGGGCAGACGCCAAAUAUGUGAUGAAAGCCCAUGGACUGACACCAAUAUCACCGAAACUGAAGUAGGAAUUGGCUCUGAUUAAGGGGAUCCAGCUGAUCACAUCUCUUGGGGCAGAAGCUGUUGAGAUAGGGCAGACCAUCGCCAGGCAGGCUGACAUCAUUGCAUCUCUCACAGUGGAGGUGCUACAGAAAACCAGCAAAGCCUUGAAACGUGGUGAGGGAGACCCCUUGUGUCAGAUUCUGAAACUACAAAAUAAGGUCACGUUAAAGAGUAAAGCAGUUCUUAAAAUAGAGGUUAAUAAUAAGACAUUCAUUUAUAAGUGUUAA